AUGCUGGGUACUCUGGGGCUUUGGGCACUGCUUCCCGAAGCUGUACAAGCACCCCCAAGCAGGCGGACCUGUGUAUUCUUUGAGGCCCCUGGAGUGCGGGGAAGCACAAAGACACUGGGGAAGCUGCUAGAUGCAGGACCAGGGCCCCCCAGGGUUAUCCGCUGCCUCUACAGCCACUGCUGCUUUGGGAUCUGGAACCUGACCCAAGACCAGGCACAGGUGGAGAUGCAAGGAUGCCGAGACAGUGAUGAGCCAGGCUGCGAGUCCCCCCGAUGUGACCCAAGCCCCCGAGCUCAGCCCAGUCCCAGCUCCACUCUCUUCACCUGCUCCUGUGGCACUGACUUCUGCAAUGCCAAUUACAGCCACCUGCCUCUUCUGGGGAGCCCUGGGACUCCUGGUUCCCAGGGUCCCCAGGCCAUCUCAGGCGAGUCCAUCUGGAUGGCGCUGGUGCUGCUGGGGCUGUUUCUCCUCCUGCUGCUGCUGGGCAGCGUCAUCUUGGCCCUGCUACAGAGGAAGGCCUGCAGAGUGAGAGGUGGGCCAGCGCCAGAGCCAGAGCCAGAUCCAGACGCAGGCAGGGACUGGAGUGCGGAGCUGCCUGAGCUGCCUGAGCUGUGCUUCUCCCAGGUAAUCCGGGAAGGAGGUCACGCAGUGGUGUGGGCUGGGCAGCUGCAAGGCGAGCUGGUAGCCAUCAAGGCCUUCCCCCUGAGGGCUAUGGCCCAGUUCCGAGCUGAGAGAGCACUGUAUGAGCUGCCAGGCCUACAGCACGACCACAUUGUCCGCUUUAUCACUGCCAGCAGGGGGGGACCUGGGCCCCUGCACUGUGGGCCCCUGCUGAUAUUGGAACUGCACCCCAAGGGUUCCCUGUGCCACUACUUGACCCAGCACACCAGUGACUGGGGACGUUCCCUGCGGAUGGCACUGUCCCUGGCACAGGGCUUGGCAUUUCUCCAUGAGGAGCGCUGGCAGGAUGGCCAAUAUAAACCAGGUAUUGCCCACCGAGAUCUGAGCAGCCAGAAUGUGCUCAUUAGGGAGGAUGGGUCAUGUGCCAUUGGAGACCUGGGCCUCGCCUUGGUGCUACCUGGCCUCACCCAACCCCCCACCUGGGCCCCUACUCGACCCCACGGCCCAGCUGCCAUCAUGGAGGCUGGUACCCAGAGGUACAUGGCCCCGGAGCUCUUGGACAAGACUCUGGACCUACAGGACUGGGGCAUGGCCCUCCGGCGAGCCGAUGUUUAUUCUCUGGCUCUGCUCCUGUGGGAGAUCCUGAGCCGCUGCCUGGAUCUGUGGCCUGACAGCAGACCACCACCCUUCCAACUGGCCUAUGAGGCAGAACUGGGCAGCACUCCCACCACCUGUGAGCUAUGGACCUUGGCAGUGGCGGAGAGAAGGCGCCCUUACAUCCCACCCACUUGGUGCUGCUUUGCCACAGACCCUGGUGUGCUUAGAGAGCUCCUAGAGGACUGUUGGGAUGCAGACCCGGAAGCACGGCUGACAGCUGAGUGUGUACAGCAGCGCCUGGCUGUCCUGGCCCAUCCUCAGGAGGCCCACCUCUUCCCAGAGGGCUGUUCACAUAGCUGCCCACCUCUCUGUGCAGAAGACUGUCUCUCGACUCCUCCCCACCACCAUUCUCCCUUGUAG
This is a messenger RNA of Eptesicus fuscus (big brown bat), 1638 nucleotides long. RefSeq names its product anti-Mullerian hormone receptor type 2 (gene AMHR2). Lineage: Eukaryota; Metazoa; Chordata; Mammalia; Chiroptera; Vespertilionidae. The record is from RefSeq and is a predicted model, not a curated record. The transcript has 11 exons. Gene Ontology annotation, cellular component: plasma membrane; signaling receptor complex. Bases 1 to 1638 code for a protein of 545 amino acids. Gene Ontology annotation, molecular function: ATP binding; transforming growth factor beta receptor activity. Gene Ontology annotation, biological process: cellular response to growth factor stimulus; protein phosphorylation; BMP signaling pathway.